AAUUCGACGAGCAAACAGUGGCACGUUCAAUCAGUAUACACAUUCCAUCACCGGCGAUAAUUAUUCAACUCCCACUAAUCUGAUGGAUGGAAAUAAUUCCGAUGACAAUGAGAACACCAAAAUGUGGACGCCCAGAAUUGAAACGAAAUUAAUAAAUAUGUUGAGAGAUGAGGUUAGAAACAAUCAAACAACGGGCCGUACUACUUCGUGGACAAUUAGGCAUUGGAAUCAUUAUGCAAAUCAGUUGCACAACAUAUAUGGAUUUCGGUAUACAGGUGUUAAGGUGCGCCAAAAAUAUCAGCGCUUGAAAGCUGAUUACCAGACAUUCAAGCGACUCCAGGCACAGACUGGUCUGGGAUGGGAUCCUAUUAUAGGCACUGUUGUUGCACCCGAUGAAUUUUGGGAUAAGGCUAGCAGAAAUGUGAAGAAGUUUAGGACAAAAGGGUUUGAAUAUUUUCAGGAAAUGGCAGAGAUUGUUGAAAAUUGUUGUGCUACAGGGGCCUUGUCUCGUGCAUUCACACAAGGACCCCUUGACUCAGAAGAAGAAGACGACAUGUUAAAUAAAUUUUGGAACGCUGAUGCUGGUGGGAGUAACGCUGGUGGGAGUAAUGCUGCUGAGGCCAUUCCUGUUGACUUAUUCGGGGAUGAGUAUAUAGAUCCAACAAAGGGCAAAAGUCACAAGAGAGGCCCUGCAACCAGCCAGACUGACAGUGGUCGUUCCAAAAAGUCACGGUCAAGUGGGUUUGAUGAUGUGUGUGCAGCUUUCACAUCCUAUGUACAAGCCAAAACAGGGCAUUCACGUGCACGAGAAAAUGAGACUGAGGCUGUAAGUGCAGGUGGUGAUGAUUAUUCCCUUGAUGCAUGUCAAGAUGCAUUGCUUGAGCUUGGGGACAUACCACCGUUGCAGUACGUUAGGGCACUGACACUGUUCAAGGAUAAGGAAUGGCGAAGACAAAGGCAUAUGUCAUCCGACACAGAAAACAAUACAAUGGAGCUCUCAUCAGAGGAGGAUGAGGUUGUUGAUGAUUUUAUGGAUUUUUUGAUGAUUGCUGAAUAA
Camellia sinensis is the source of this 1057-nucleotide messenger RNA. Lineage: Eukaryota; Viridiplantae; Streptophyta; Magnoliopsida; Ericales; Theaceae. The record is from RefSeq and is a predicted model, not a curated record.